AUGGCUUUUCUAUCCACUAUAUUUUCACCUAUAAUAUGGAUUGUGACUUUUCUUUUCACAAAUUGUGUAGCUAUAUUGUUUUCUCUGAUAGCAUUAGGACUAGGAGCUUUCUUGCUUUCAUAUUACCUAUAUGCAUUUAAUUCACCAAGCACAAAUAAUUCAUCCAAAAACUCACCCGUUAAUGUGCGAAAAGUUUCUACAAUCCACGAAAGUGAAGAAGAAGCUGAUUAUGUGAACCCCGUAGAUACCACCCAUGAGUUACGGCGUAUGCGAAAACGGGAUUGGGCUAAGAAACUCUAUACAAGCUUUGUGGCUGAUGAAGGACGACGAACUCCAUCAGAUGACUCGUCUGGAGAUUCUUCGGAGGGUCGUCGGAAAAAGCGCGAUCUUCGGAGACGACACUCUACAGCGGGUCCUCUUCAAAUGGCUCGAGACUUAAUUCGAAGAGGUAGUCGAGGUUACUUCCGACAGUCUUCACUCUUGCGUGAUCGUCUCCCAAUGCCACCUAUGGAGUUCUUUGAGCCCACAGCACUACCAGAAAUCCCGCAGAAUCUUCAACCGGAAAUCUUCUACAUUCUACAUAAUCUAAAAAUGUUAGAGUUGCCUGCUGAAUGGAAGUUAAAUCCUAGGGAAAUAGAAGUUCGGGAUUUCGAAAAAGGAGAAUACAUUGUUAAGCCGGGCGAGCAGGAUAAUUCAAUUUAUGUUUCCAUUGAGGGAACACUAGCUGUGUAUAUUAAGCAUAUGGAGGGAAAAGAAUACUUGGUGAAGAAAAUCACUGCCGGUAACAGCUUCUUCUCUUUGUUGUCCAUGUUAGACAUUCUCAUGAAUGUUCCUUCAGUUUUCCGUACUGUUUCUUUGAAGGCUGCGGAGAGAUGUAAAGUAGCUAAGUUUCCUAUUAUGAGUUUCCGAGACUCCUUCCAUGAGCAUCCACAGCAAUGGACGAGGCCCAUACAGAUUGUCAUUACAAGGCUUUUGCAUGUUACGAUGACUACGUUACAUCAGUACAUGGGAUUAAGCUCUGAACUAAUGAAGAGGAGAAGAGAUAUGAACGUGGACGAUAAAAUGAGACAAAUGAGUGGAGCAUCUCUGAAAGCAGCUGCUUCAAUCAAGAAAAAUCGUCAUCAGAGUACAGAAGUAGAUCAAGCUGAUAUGCAAGCAUUAGGAAAGAAGUGGUUUUCGGAGCAGUUUGAACUUGGUCCAGAGGGUCCAGCUCUUCUUGACGGAAAGGUCACGAUAGAAACAUAUGAUGAAAAUACUGUGAUAGUCGAACAAGGCUCAGAAGAAGAGCAGCUCAUGCUCAUACUAACAGGAACUUUAAGACUCAUUCAGGAGCCUCUGUUCGACGAGGAGCCAGACGAGGAAGACCAGACUGUCUCUCGGUUGAUCCCGAAGGACAUGAUAGGUGGACUUCAGUUACUAACAAACGAACCAUCUUUCUACACAGUCAAGACGUGUUCGAAAUGCGUUGUUGCAAAAAUGUCCAAACAGGACUUCAAUGAGCUAUUAGAGAUGAAACCACAGAUUUAUUUGCCUGUUGCUCACUCCGUUCUGAGACGUUUGUCGCCAUUCUUACGAGGGGUUGAUUUUGCCCUUGAUUGGGUCCUUGUUGAUUCGGGUCAAGCUGUUUAUAGAGCUGGAGAUAAUGCUGAUUCUUUGUUCGUGGUUCUUAGUGGACGUCUACGUUCGGUUGAAAAAAAGACGGUUGUUGAAGAGUUUGGUCGAGGCGAUGUUCUGGGAAUGAUGGAAGUCUUACAAAAGAAACCCCGAUCAACAACAGUUAUGGCUGUUCGUUUUUCACAGCUAGCUCGAGUGCCUGAAGGGUUAUUGAAUUUCAUCAAAUUACAAUUUCCUCAAGUUGGAUUCCGACUGGUUCAGCUACUUGGUCAAUACUACAGCAGUCUUUCCCGGAGGGCUCCAUUUGUACCAGGAUCAACUAUAAAGGUUCUUGAUUCUGCUGGGGAUCCUAUGUCACAUAUCAAGAAUCUUCACACAAUAGCAGUAGUCCCUGCAUCUGCUGAUGUCCCUCUUGUACCUUUCACCUGCGAAUUGUAUCAUGCAUUAUCAGCAAAUUUGAGAGUCUUGCGCUUAAGCAGUCAGAAAGUUGCUUCCUGUUUGGAUAACUCUGUACUGGAAAAAUUUCUGACUUCUGAUGAUGAGUCGAUGCAAGCUGAUUUCCGAUUGAUGCAUUGGCUGAAUGUUCAAGAAGAUACUUACCCAUUGGUCAUAUACGAAUGUGAUUAUACUGCCACGAAUUGGACCAGAAGAUGUCUUAGACAAGCUGACGCUAUUCUAGUAGUUGCAAUGGGACACAGAAAGCCGCAAAAAAGCUCUUUGCUGAGAGAUUUAUUAAGUAUGAAUCAAGAUGGUGUGCGUACAAACAAGGAACUCAUCUUGCUCUGGCCAGAGGGAACAGUUUCUCCUACUGGUACUUAUGAGUGGCUGAAAAACAGCUACUUCUCCGGGCAUCAUCAUAUUCGGGCUCCUAAACGAAUGUUGCAAUGGUCAAAGAAACCAAGUCGUAAAUUAUCCAGGGAAUCUCCUUGCGUUGUUCCUGAAGCAGAUGUUAUUGAUUAUUAUCAAAAGAAUGUGUUCUGGACUGUUGAUCAUCUUUCUGACUUUGCUCGUUUGGCUAGGAUAUUAACGGGUAACGCAAUUGGGUUAGUCCUCGGAGGAGGAGGAGCUCGAGGAGCUGCUCAUGUUGGAGUUCUGAAAGCUCUUAGAGAACAAGGAAUCCCAGUUGAUAUAGUCGGAGGAACUUCUAUCGGAUCGUUCAUCGGUGGAAUUUACGCAGACACCCCAGAUGAGCGUGUGGAAGAAAGAGCAAAAUAUUGGUUUGAUAGCAUGACAUCUUUAUGGAGAAAAAUCCUCGAUCUCACUUAUGCCCAUUCUGCCAUGUUUACGGGUGCUCAGUUCAAUAAAUCAAUUCAGGAUGUUUUCGGAGAUCAAGAAAUCGAAAACUUAUGGAUACCCUACUUUUGUAUCUCAACUGACAUUACAACUUCUGAAAUGAGAGUUCAUCGUACUGGACCUCUAUGGGCAUAUUGUCGAGCUUCUAUGUCCCUAGCAGGUUAUCUUCCUCCUUUGUGUGAUCCACAGGAUGGUCAUCUUCUUCUGGAUGGAGGAUACGUCAACAAUCUUCCUGCAGAUGUUAUGCGAUCUAUGGGUGCCAAACUUGUGAUAGCUGUAGAUGUCGGAGCGGUUGAAGAAACCAAUCUGUACAAUUACGGAGAUUCUCUUAGUGGUUUAUGGGUACUAUUUCAAAAACUGAAUCCAUUCAGUCAUCCCCCUAGAAUAUUAAAUAUGGAAGAGAUUCAGAGUCGCUUAGCUUAUGUGUCCUGCGUCCGGCAGUUGGAAACUGUGAAGAAGGCUCCCUAUUGCCAAUAUCUACGACCUGCUAUCGAACCUUUCAAGACAUUAGAUUUUGGAAAGUUUAACACCAUUAUGGCUGUUGGAUACGAUUAUGGAAAGGAUAAGAUAACUGAGCUCACGAGAUCUUCCACGUUACGUACAACACUAUUCGGUGAUAAUCAAGAUCGAACCCUGAGGCGACAGUUCAGUAGACGAGAAAAGAAUAUGGAUCUUGAAAGAACUUCCUCGUUUACUGAUCUUGCGGCAGCUAUGUCUAAAGUGCCUGUCGUUCGUCCAGUCUUACGUCAAACUGUGUCCGAAUCUCAUAACUAUAUCACUGAAGAUAUUCUGGAUGAGUUAAUGUUUUCAGACAAUGCUGAUGCGGAUAGUGAGUUUUCACAAUCCGAGAAUGACAUCACAGAAACCACAGAUGAUGAAGAUGAUGAUCUCAUCAAUCUGCGAGGAACAACACCGCGUCCAUUGACGCGAAAGAUCAUUGACGAUGGAUCUCUGAUUUGUUCGCAUAGAGUUUUAUUUCUACUUAAAGCCAAAAGUUGA
Messenger RNA from Auanema sp. JU1783, 3906 nucleotides. Lineage: Eukaryota; Metazoa; Nematoda; Chromadorea; Rhabditida; Rhabditidae. The record is from the annotation of a GenBank genome assembly.